This is a messenger RNA of Chanos chanos (milkfish), 1187 nucleotides long. RefSeq names its product dolichyl-phosphate mannosyltransferase subunit 3, regulatory (gene dpm3). Gene Ontology annotation, biological process: GPI anchor biosynthetic process. Lineage: Eukaryota; Metazoa; Chordata; Actinopteri; Gonorynchiformes; Chanidae. The coding region runs from base 47 to 325 and encodes 92 amino acids. The record is from RefSeq and is a predicted model, not a curated record. Gene Ontology annotation, cellular component: dolichol-phosphate-mannose synthase complex; endoplasmic reticulum membrane. The transcript is spliced from 2 exons.
UCUGGCUCAAACUACAGGUGUAUUUAUUCCUCCAAAUCUUCCAAUCAUGACCAAACUUCUGCAGUGGCUACUUGGUGUGUCAAUACUUGGCGUGGCCUGGGGAAUCGUGACCUUUGACAUCCUAGACCUGCGGUUGCCACAUGUAUAUAAGGAAGUGGCUUGGCCCAUGCCUGUGUAUCUGCUGGUGGUAUUCGGCUGUUAUUCUCUGGCUACAGUAGGAUACAGAGUGGCGACAUUUAAUGACUGUGAGGAGGCGGCCAAGGAACUUCAGGCUCAGAUACAAGAGGCAAAAGACGACUUAAAGAGAAAGGGACUGAAGAUGUAACGGAAGAGCUCUCAGAGACUGUGGGAGGGACAGAAACACUCACACGUACACUCACACCUGCGCGUCCCUCCUUUGUCUCACCACAUGCUCCGUCCUCUCACAAAACUGUUUCCCUUCGCAUCUUUUGUCACAGAAACCAUUAAGCCGCCCAUUCCGUCUGGCCCGCCGCCGUAUAGAGAAGAUGAUAGUCUAAGCUGUGAUCUAAGGACUGUGGUCUGCAGCUGUGACCUGUUGGAUUCAGUAUGUCAUUGCAGGUCCUCAUAAAGUACAUGUUUUGAGAGCCAUGUAAAAUCUGUGUAAAAGCAGCUUUUAGAAUGAACGAAAAAAGAAAAUGGAAAGUAACAUUAAGACUGAAUUAGGUGCAGUCCUUUUGAACAGUAAAGUGCAUAGUGCGUGGAUGAAAGGUUUCAACUUCUGUAUAAUAAAAAACAAGGAAAGAAAAAAAUGGAUUGCGGUGUAAGGUUUCAGUGCCUCCAUACACCCACAUGCAGGGAGGACUCAUUAACCGAAGGACGUUUUGUGUCAGGUCUUUUCAGAUCAGUGCUGACAUUUCAGUGGGUAUGAAGUUAAUGUGAUGGAUCUAAUGCAGUAGAUCUUGGUUUUGUGGAGUUAUGACAUUACUAUCACACACACACACACACACACACACACACACAGGAAUGUCACUAGAAUAGAGAUAGAUCCUUGUUACAGCCGUAGACUAUGGCCCGUAGUUUAGAACCAUAUCAGACAGAAAUAAAAUCGAAAGGCAUCAGACAAUUCUAGGUGCCAUUAAUAGAAUGAUUUGGAGCAGAUUCUGUAUUCAUUUUAUGUUAAUGUGUGUUUAUUUUGAAAUCUUUGUGUGUCAUUUUUUUUGGUCAUU